Molecule: messenger RNA, 880 nt
Organism: Zymoseptoria tritici IPO323
Lineage: Eukaryota; Fungi; Ascomycota; Dothideomycetes; Mycosphaerellales; Mycosphaerellaceae
Exons: 3
Coding region: 86-880 (264 amino acids)
Cellular component (GO): cytoplasm; protein kinase CK2 complex
Molecular function (GO): protein kinase regulator activity
Source: RefSeq, a predicted model, not a curated record
AAUCGACCACGACCUUUGCAAAUAACCCCGUCGCGACGAGAGAAGAACACCGCAACGACUCCGGAGACUGCCGCACAACGACACCAUGGACGACUUCGCGAGCGACACCGAUAGCGAUUACACAAGUUACUGGCGAGACUGGUUCAUAUCAUCACGGGGCAAUGAGUACUUCUGCGAGAUCGACGAAGACUACCUGACGGAUCGCUUCAAUCUGACUGGACUAAAUACGGAAGUCCAGUACUAUCAAUAUGCCCUCGACUUGGUCACCGAUGUCUUCGAUAUGGAAGUGGACGACGACAUGCGAGAACAAAUAGAGAAGAGCGCCAGGCAUCUUUACGGACUUGUACAUGCUCGUUAUGUGGUGACGACUAGAGGGCUCGCCAAGAUGAUGGAGAAGUACAAACAAGGCGUCUUCGGCAAAUGUCCGCGAGUGAUCUGCGAAUCCCAACAUCUCCUCCCAAUGGGCCAACACGACGUACCCAACACCUCGCACGUGAAACUCUACUGUGCCAAAUGUGAGGACAUAUACAAUCCCAAAUCUUCCCGCCACAACUCAAUCGACGGCGCCUACUUCGGCACCAGUUUCCACAACAUUCUCUUUCAAGUCUACCCGGCGCUGCAACCGCAGAAGACACAGCGUCGAUACGAGCCGCGGAUCUACGGCUUUCGCGUCCAUGCCAGCGCGGCGCUGAUGAGGUGGCAGGAGGAGAGGAGAGAGGAGAUGAAGGAUCGUCUGAGGGCGAGAGCAAUUGAGACAGGGUUUGAGGAUGAGGAUGAGGGCGAGGAGGAGAUUGAGAGUGAGGAGGAUGAGGUCGAUGAGGAGCAGGAUGGGAUCGAUGAUAUGUUUGAGGGCAACGCGCGGAUGCAGGCGGUGCAAUGA